This is a messenger RNA of Owenia fusiformis, 1018 nucleotides long. NCBI's taxonomy places the organism in Eukaryota, Metazoa, Annelida, Polychaeta, Sabellida, Oweniidae. The record is from the annotation of a GenBank genome assembly.
CACACUUUUAGUUAUAAGUGAAUAUUUAACGCAAAAAGGAUGAGAUGAAUCGAUUGAUGGCAUUAUUCAUAAGGAACACUCCGUUAUCGUCAUCUUUUACUGAGCCAAUCACAACAAUUAGGCACUCUCGUCAUCUCCUUGUGAUUGAAUUGUCCAUUGUGUGAUUACGGUAAACCACGCGGAUAGGCAACAGUUUAAAUGGAUUGACAAAAACCAUCAGAAGCAUUUAUUAUCAUUAACUUUGAUCGAAACACUCUUAGACUUGCUCAAGGCAAUGGGAACAUUACGCUGGGGAAGUGUUAUGUCAGUCUUGCUUUUUCUAUGUACAAUUUCUAUUGCAAACGCAAGGACAGUGUUAAGAAAUGCAAACGAUGCUCUAAUACUAGAUGAACUAUUUGGUGAUUCUCCAUUUCCUGAAAAUGAUGAUUUUAGAUGGAGUUACCAAGAGCAUGGAAUUCCCGAGGAGGAUGUAGAACAAAGAAAUAUUUUAAUGAAAGUUUUGCGAAGUAAAACACAGACGAGAAGAAAGCGGCCACUGGGGUUCGAAAAUAUAGAUUUAGUCGCAUCACACUUUGACAAGUCGAGAGGGAAGAACCCAUUAUCAAUAUCUGGCAUGUCUUGGGAUGAUUUGAGAAACAUGAUGAAGGAUGCAGGGAAAAAACGAUAAAUCAUGUUACUCAUCUACAGCUAGGGUAUGUUUUUAUUUAGUUAUGUGCUGCGAUACGUUCGCUAAUCCACUGGUUAAAGAAAGAGCGUGAAUAGAAGCAACGCCCACGUACAAUUAAUUCAAUGCGCUCUACGAGUGCCCUCUACUCGUAUUUCAUCUGUUGACUUUGAAUGAACAUGGAUUUUGCAGUUUAAUUCUUCAAUCAAUGAAUAGAAUUAUUUGUUAUUGUAUUAGUCUCAAAUGGUGCAGUCACUCUCCACUUGGCUUUAACAUUUGAGACUGAAAAAAGUCUGAAUUUUAACUUGAUUUGUGAAUAAAAUAAAAGUUAAGUGAUUAUAUUUUAGACUGCAA